Messenger RNA from Phytophthora sojae, 1578 nucleotides. RefSeq lists its product as hypothetical. Gene Ontology annotation, molecular function: protein binding. Bases 1 to 1578 code for a protein of 525 amino acids. The record is from RefSeq and is a predicted model, not a curated record. Lineage: Eukaryota; Oomycota; Peronosporomycetes; Peronosporales; Peronosporaceae. The transcript has 6 exons.
AUGCUGGACCUGUCGUCGGGGCUCGGCGUGGGCGGCAAGGAGCCGGCGCUGGACGACGAUGCAGACGUCGACAUCUCGCGGCUGUCAGCGGUGGACCGGGAGGCCAUUAUGGCUCGCGUCACGCCAGACGACAGCGCUCCUCCGGACGCGUUUGCCCUUGCGCAGAACGAGAUCCGCCGGGAGAUGAUUGACCGCGGCAUCCAGCCCAAGGGUUUCUACAAUGACGACGCGGCUCGCCUGCAAGAAGAGUUCAACCGUGAGCACGCGUCGGAGAAGGAGUCCCGCAUGCAGCAGAAGAUUCAGUUCGCCGCGAAAAGCUACCUCCGCGAGACCGUGCACCGCCGACGACAAGAGCGCGAGAAGGAGGUACGAGAAGAAGUCGAGGAGAUCGCCAAGAACCCGCAGCUAGAAGUGUGGCUUGGACUCGCCAAAGCCGACGAGACCCCGAAGCACGCGGAUCUCCGGGUCAGCAGCGUUGGGGCCCGAGCUCUCUGCAAGACGCUGGCUUUUACGCACUCGCUGCGGUCGCUCAAUUUGAGCCGAAACGGACUCGACGACGCGACGGGGAAAUGGCUCGCGUUGCUGCUGAAGCGGAAUACGUCACUUCGACGUCUUGAACUCGAGAGCAAUUGUCUGGGCCCGCUGGCUGCCAAGGACCUGGCCGAAGCUUUGAGCACUAACGAAAGUCUCGAGUACCUGAACCUCGAGAGCAAUCCGCUGACAGACGAAGAGAAAGACUUUUCCGGGGUGGCGGCGUUGGGUAACAUGCUCACCAAGAACAAGACGCUGCGCACGCUGAACCUGUGGCGAACAAGACUGGGAGGUGAAGGCGGGAAGCAGUUGGCGCUUGGUCUUGCUCGCAACACCACGCUGGUGUGUUUGGACGUGGGGAACAACCGUAUCGGCACGGCAGACGCUGUCUCGCUCGACCUGCAACUCAAGAAGACCCGUGUGUUCUUCGAGCAGCAGCAGCUUCAGCAGCUCAAGUUCCGCGAGGCGCAGUGGAAGGCUGCGGACAAAGAGCGCGAGCGCCAGGAUAAGCUGGCCAAACGCCAGGAAGAUGAGGAAUGGAUGGAGAAGCGGAAGCUGGAGCGUGAGCAAGACCGCGCAAUGCUCGAAGAAGAGCGACAGCGACUUCUCAAGAUGGAAGAGGAUCGGCUUCGCCAGAUUGCGGCUCGCAAGGCUGCCGAGUUCGCGGCCAAGGCUGAAAUGGAGAAGAAGAAAAAGAAGAAGGCUCAAGGCUUUUUGACGCACCCGCCGCCGCGCGAGGAAUCCCCGCACUACGGCCUGGAUUCUGAGGAUGAAGCCGAACAGAUUCGCUUCGCGCAGCCGGCGGAGACGCUCCGCGAGGUCAAUAGCACGCUGCUCCUCGAUCAUGUUGCGACAGUCUUUGUCGAUGCGGGCGAAGUGCGUCGCAAACUUGGAGUUCGCGGCAUCAAGUCGCUCGAGUUCGGCUCGCUCUCGCUCGAUCUCAGCGUCCAGCUUUUCCAUAUCCUCAUCGUAGCGCUCUACAAGCUCGCGCAGCUCGAUUCGAGCUGCUCAUGCGCGUUCGACUUCUGCGUCUCGAAGCUGGACUGA